UUAACCGUGGCCCUGAGGCUACUGAAUCUACAUCGCCAAAUCCAAAUAAACAAGACAUGAAGGGGUUGUGACUUCAAAUCAACUGUGACCGAUGAGAUGUACAGGAAACCUCAACGGCAACUGCUUCCUGUGCAACAUAACCGUCUUGCCAGUGAACAAAUAUGUCGGACUGCCGGGUCUAAGAGUUAGCCAGCCACGUAACGUUAACUCAUGCCCUAUGUUUUAUGACUGUUUUUAAAACGCCUCACGCAUUUUGAUUUUAAGUCCUAACUAUAACCAUCUGUAGAUUACAAUUUGAUGACAAACGUCGCUUUCAAUUGCCGAUAUUAUAGCUAGGUCGACUCGCUAGCUUAGUUUGCUAUGUAGCCUAAUAACUGGGCGAGGUAGCGUCUAGGGAGAGGGAGAUCCCUUUCCGAUUACCUGUUUAAUUGUGUGUCUAGUUUAUCAAUCACUUCGCAUCUCUCUGCUAUGUAGCGUAUUUUACGCUGAUGGUCAGCAUGAUCUCAACUCUGUGCACAUUUUUUGUUUUGUUCCGAUUAUCUCAGACAACUAGCAAAUGUUACAGCACGUUGUGAAGCCACAACUAAAUAGCAGUUCAUGUUUCGACAAGAAGUUGGCGUAUUGGCUUUCAUUCCGUCGUGUUCUGACCUUUUCCAAUACGAGAAGAGGAAUAUGUCUCGGUACAAUAUUUAUAGCCUACUGGAUUGGGUGUACGGCGGCGUGGACCCUAAAUUUGAAGGGAAUGGAGGCCCAGAGUGUGCAGCUUUCAUCACGCGUCAACAACGUUUUAAUGAGAGCAUGGUCAUAGUUAUUUUAUCUAUUGCAGAGGUUGUUUUGGCUCUCAAAAAAAUUAACUUUGCUAAAGAACACAAUGAAAUCAAAUAUGGGCGAAACAAUAAGGAAGACAGCCUGGGCAAGAACCUUCUCUUGGUAGCACUUUGUAUGACGUUUGGAGUGGAAGUCGGAUUUAAGUUUGCAACCAAGACGGUCAUAUACCUACUAAAUCCUUGCCACGUUGUCACCAUGGUGCAGAUCUUCCUCCUAGCCUGUCCACCUUGUAAAACGGCUAUGAUCAUUUUCAGACUACAGGUCCACAUGCUAAAUGGAGCCCUGCUGGCCCUUCUUUUUCCGGUGGUUAACACCAGGCUGUUACCUUUUGAAAAGGAGAUUUACUACAUUCAGCACUCCAUGCUUUACUUGGUACCCAUUUAUCUCUUCAGGAAAGGGGGUGUGUAUACACCUGAACCUCUUGGAGAUAUGUGGUGGGCUCUCUUAUCAACUGGCAUCUUGUUCCUUUACCACUUUGUGUUUCUACAAGGCCUUGGAAUGAUGACGGAAGUCAACUUGAAUAACAUGCUGUGUCCAGCUGUGUCAGAUCCUUUCUACGGCCAAUGGUACAGAGUUUGGGCCACUGGCCAUCAGACCCUUCUAACUUUGGCUCACGGCAAAGUGCUCACAUUGUUUGCUCAACAUACAAUCCCAAUGUGUCGCUACUUCAUGGAUAGUACCUGCCUUCGAAGCAAGAAGGUUGAUUGAGCACUGAUUCUCUUGUACAUGAGUACAUGUUCAUCGUACCCAAAUCAUGUAAUCUAUCGUUUAAUCCAUAGUCAGAAUAUAUUCCUAGAUGUCCUCAUAUCAGUUUUAAUGGGUAGUUCAUUCUUGUAUGUUUGUGUGUGUGCACCAGUAAUGAUGCAAAACUUGCCAAAUAAAUUGUCUUUUUCAUGCAUACUUUUUCAUGUAUACAUCUGAAGUUUGACUUUGGUGAACGCUGUUCACGCUGUUGAACGCUGUUGGCUCUUGUUCUUUUAUCCUAAUGAUGCCUUCAUUAAGUGUAGUCAUGGUAUAGCUAUCAGAGGUUUAUCCAGUGGCUUCCUUAUGUUCACUGGUCAUGGCUACAACCACAAGUGUUAAGUUUUCUUUUUUUUCUAAUGUACAGUUGUUACUUUCAGCAAUGUUUUGAAAACAAAUAAUUUUAUCUGUUUUACAUUGCACAUGAUAACAAGCACCUACAUAAAUUGUGGUAAAGGUAAAAGUAAGUUUCAAAUGUUAUUUUUUUAAUUCAUGAAAAGUGUAAAAUGUGUUGGACUACUGGGUUCUUUGAAGUGAGACCUGGAUGCUAUUGUGAAAGUCAUCAGCAUAUUCACCUGGAGUAGCCUAUACCAUGAACUGUACUACCUACAGCUGGGUACAUCAGGUAAUCAGAGUGCUGAUUAAAUUCUAACCUACCAUCAUCACCAUGAUACCAUAACCAUGGCCAGUGAAAAAAAUAAAGUUUUUUUUAAAGAGUUUAA
Alosa sapidissima (American shad) is the source of this 2291-nucleotide messenger RNA. RefSeq names its product transmembrane protein 164. The coding region runs from base 598 to 1536 and encodes 312 amino acids. The record is from RefSeq and is a predicted model, not a curated record. Lineage: Eukaryota; Metazoa; Chordata; Actinopteri; Clupeiformes; Clupeidae. The transcript has 6 exons.